Lachnellula hyalina is the source of this 222-nucleotide messenger RNA. RefSeq lists its product as uncharacterized. Lineage: Eukaryota; Fungi; Ascomycota; Leotiomycetes; Helotiales; Lachnaceae. The record is from RefSeq and is a predicted model, not a curated record. The annotation marks the transcript as partial. The transcript is spliced from 2 exons.
AAAGAUGUCACAUGGCAUAAAAUCAUUGCCCACGGGAUCCCCACUUCUAUUUUCAACCGUCCGGAAGGCAUAGAGCUAGUUAAGGAUGAAAUACGGACUUUUAAUAAGGCCGAAAAUCGCCUAAAACAGAUAGCUGGAUCCGUGGCAAUUGCAUUUGCUACGCCUGAAGAGGCUAGCGCGGCCGUCCGAAAUAGGCUAUAUAUAGCUGGCAUUUCUAUAUGA